AUGGCUUCGUUCGGGCCGACGGGGUUGCCAAACUCAGAGCACCUGCGGCACACCAACAAAGGGACGAUGAUCUUCAGCUACACCUGCGUCGGCCUCACGGGCGCCGCGCUCUUCUCCGUCAUCUUCUUCUUCUGCUACCAGCUCCGCAACCGGGCGCCGGUGGCGGCUGCGGGGGCGGAGACCGGCCGCCGCCGCACCGUGGACCUUGCCAAGCUGCCGGAGUUCGCGUACACCCACUCCGCCAGGCACAGCGGUAAGGAGGGCGGCGGGGAAGGCGCGCAGUGCUCGGUGUGCCUCGGCACGGUGCAGGCCGGCGAGAUGGUGCGGCUGCUGCCCUUGUGCAAGCACCUGUACCACGUGGAGUGCAUCGACAUGUGGCUGGCGUCCCAUGACACUUGCCCGCUUUGCCGCGCGGAGGUUGAGCCCCAGCCCCCGGAGGACGACGGCCAGCCCGAGGUGACGACCGAGCUGCCGGUCUAG
Molecule: messenger RNA, 480 nt
Organism: Triticum turgidum subsp. durum (durum wheat)
Lineage: Eukaryota; Viridiplantae; Streptophyta; Magnoliopsida; Poales; Poaceae
Source: the annotation of a GenBank genome assembly